CCAUUUUGCUGCCUUGUUCAGGGGGGGCCCAAAUGGAAUCCUGGGCUCUCCCUUGGGCCUAAAUUGAACCCACGGCUGUCCCAAUCGUUUUUUUAUGUUUGCAUUAUUAUUAUUGCGUUGGAAAAAGCGUGCAAAACGUGUGAACGUGGCUUCCCGUGUGCCCCUGCUUUUGCAAGAAAGGAAAGGAAGGGGAAAGAAACCUGGAUUUAGGGGGCCUUUGCUUGCAAAGAGGCCUGGGUUGGAUCCGGAGAGACGCUAUUCAGCUUUUUUGCUUAUAUAGUUGCGUGAAUGCAACUAGGCUUGGACACAGGGAAAUAACCCCGAAGCAGGGCGUCAAAGGCCCCACUUCCAAGACAAGCCCACCAUAAGGAUGGCAAAUCGUUGCUCAGUAUCCAGCUGCCUAAAUCGCCGCUGGCGUGGCACUCGCAUCACCUUUCACAGAUUUCCUCUUACAAAGGAAGACCAAUUGAAAAAGUGGCUUGCAAAUAUUGGACGUCCCAACUUCACUCCAUCGUACAACGAUGUCGUUUGCUCUGAGCAUUUCAAAAAGACUGAUUUUUGGGCGAACGUGGCUUCUGGGAGGAGAGAACUGAAGCCUGGAGCAGUCCCAACUGUGUUUCGGCUACCUGGCCGGCCAAAAAGGGGUCCUAAAAGGAUUAGUGCUAGAAAGAGAUUUACCCUUAUCCGGCAUAAGACACCAGUUCCCAAACCGAGCCAUUCACCAGAACCUGGUGAUAGUAAAGCCGAAGUGCCAUCCCCCAAGAGUGACAUCGUAACACUGGAACAUUCCUACUCUGUUCCAACAAGCCCAGCCUCCUCUGCCUUGGAUCUUCGGAUUGCGCCGACACGGGACCAAGGCGCAGCAGAUGUUGAAGCGCGGAAAAGCCUUCGGCUGCUCCAGGCCAAGUCCAAGAGAGAAAGCAUGGAAAAAACAAGCCUGGAAGAGCAGAACCUGGACCCUGAGGAGCAGCGCCUGCAUUUCAGGAGAUUCUGCUACCAAGAGGUCGAGGGGCCCCGCACGGUGUGCAGCCACCUCUGGGACCUUUGUUGCCAGUGGUUGAAGCCCGGGAGGAACACCAAGCUGCAGAUGCUGGAGUUGGUGAUCCUGGAGCAGUUCCUCUCCAUCCUGCCCCAGGAAAUGCAAGGCCACGUCAAGGCAAAGACACCUUCAAGCUGCGACGAAGCAGUAGCCCUGGCAGAAGAUUUCCUCCACGCUCAGCAAGAAGAAGAGGACGUGGUGGACGAUGCCUUCAAGGCAAAGAAGCCUCUCUUAGAUGUGGGUCCUGUCGAAAAGCCGGAUGGAAACGCUCCUGAAUUAGGAGAUGACAUUGGAGCAGUAGAGAACCAAGCAGAGAGCCAUCGAGACGAAGGCCUUGAUGCAGAAGCAGGGAUGGUGCUGGAGAACAUUUCUUCCGUGAUAGAAGUUGCCGAAAGCGAGGCGUGGGCCCUCCACGAUGAGGGAGAGCCCAGCGUGGUGUUACCUGAAGAAAGCAAAGGGAAUCCUGCAAAUAUGGAGGGCAGUGAAGCCAAGGAUAAGGAGACAACCAUAGGGAAUGAAAAUGAGAGCGGUGAGCUGGAAAGAUCUGAGCAAGUGGACAGUGGCGGGGGAACAUCACUAGAAGAGGCCAAAGGGAAUGAUAUGCAGGAUUUUAAUGUUCAUGACCGCUUUCAAGAGGGAGAAGGCCCAUAUGGAUGUUCUAAGUGUGGAGAAAGCUUCAGUGAUAAAUCCCUCCUCCUUGAGCACAGAAAAUCUCAUCCAGCAGAGAAGCGAUAUGGCUGCUCAUUGUGUGAAAAAAAGUUCAAUAAGAAAGCAUGUCUGAUUGCACAUGAGAAAUCUCACACAGAAGAUAAACCUUAUCAGUGCUCCGACUGUGGGAAAGCUUUUAGUCAGGAAUCGUCCCUUGUGACACAUCAAAGGAUCCACACUGGAGAGAAACCCUAUGAGUGCCAGGAGUGUGGGAAAAGCUACCCCUGGAAAACAUCCCUUACUGUACAUCAGAAAAUCCAUGCAGGGGAGACCUUCUCGUGCCAACUGUGUGAGAAAACUUUCAAUCAGAAAUCAUUACUGAGGAUACACCAGAAGAUUCAUACAGCAGAAAAGCUGUACAAGUGUGCAGACUGCGACCAGAGUUUCACCCUGGAAAAAUACCUCAAUGCCCACAGGGUGAGGGCUCACACUCGGGAGAGGCCACACGCUUGCUCCCACUGUGACAAAACAUUCAUUUUUAAGUAUUCUCUCAUUGAACACGAGCGGAUGCACACAGAUGAGAGGCCUUACGAAUGCCCGGAUUGUGGGAAACGCUACAAUGGGAAAGCUGCCCUCGUUGUCCAUCAAAAUACCCAUGCGGGGCAGAAGACAUUUCUGUGCCCUGAGUGUGGUAGGAGCUUCAAAACCAAAUGUGCCUUGACUGGACACGAGAAACGCCACAGAGGAGUGAAGCCCUAUACAUGCUCGCAUUGUGACAAAAGCUUCUUCUGGAAGCACCUCCUUGCUUUACAUGAGAGAAUCCACACAGGAGAGAGACCGUAUAAGUGCACCGAGUGCGACAAAAGCUUCCGAUAUAGGAACAAUUUGGCUAUACACAAAAAGAACAGCCACGAGACCAUCCUCAAAAGGGAGAGGACCUACCAGUGCUCAAUUUGUGGCAAAAGUUUCCGCUGGAGAAGGAGUUUUGUCAUGCACGAAAGAGCCCACACAGGGGAGAAACCCUACAAAUGCCUCGACUGUGGGAAAAGCUUCAUGAGCCGUGUGUCCCUUAUUGUUCAUAAGAGACUGCAUACGGGAGAGAGACCCUUUCACUGCCCUGAAUGUGGGAAGAAGUUCAUUAAUAAACAGGCCCUGAGUAAACACAAAAUCGUCCAUACAGGAGAGAGGAGAUAUUCGUGCACUGUGUGCGAGAAAAGGUUUGCCAAUAAAGGCAACCUAAUGAGACACAUGAAGAUCCACACAGGAGAGAAACCAUACAGUUGCCCCAUAUGUGGAAAAAGCUUUAUUCAGAAGGUUUGCCUCCUGGAGCAUGAGCCGACCCAUCGCCAAGACAAGCCGUAUGUCUGCCCAGACUGCGGCAAAAAAUUCAAACGGAGAAAAGGCUUCCUUUCACACAUGAGGAUGCAUAGGGGAGAAAGUGCACCAGAACCAGCAAAGAAAAGUGUGAACAAUGAGGAGUCCAUUCUUACAAGCAGCAAAACCCCAGCCAAAGAGAAAUUGCAUCCGUGCCCAACUUGCGGCAAGAACUUCAAAUCAAGGUGCCACCUUAUCCUUCACCAGAGAACCCACACAGGAGAGAAACCCUAUCAGUGCUCCGAAUGUGGAAGACGUUUCAGUCAACAGUCAUCGCUCAACACACAUCAGAAGGUCCACACAGGCGAAAAGCCCUCUUUGUGUACGGAGUGCGGAAAGAGCUUCCAUAAUAAAAGCAAUUUAGCCCGGCACCAGCGAAUCCACACAGGGGAGAAGCCGUUCAUGUGCCAAGUGUGUGGGAAGAGCUUCAACCAGAAGGCUUCCCUGGUGGCGCACCAGACGACUCACAGUCAAGACAAGCUCUAUUCAUGCCCAGAUUGCGGGAAGACCUUUAAGCUGAAAGUGUCCCUCCACGUACACCAGAGAACCCACACGGGUGAGAAGCCCUACGCAUGCUCUCAGUGUGAGAAGCGAUUCAUUAGACGUUCCCAGCUGAGACGGCAUGAAAAGACACACGCAGGUGUUUCAUCUUCGGAUACAACCCAGAUAAUUCUGCCUAUUUCUGAACUAGCCAUGGAAACGACAGAAUCUACGGAGAUAUGUGUGGAAACGUUUAACGCUACUGUGGUGAAUGUGGAUGGCGAGUUAUUUCUUGUGCAAACUUCUGCAUAAAUCAGGAUCAUCUUCAUUGGGAACCAAGCUUCGGUUCAAGAUGGUCUGUCUGUCUGGAAAUGGAAGUUUCAGAAUAUUCCUCUUUGCUUAUUUUCUGUAUUAUAUUUUUUGUUAUACCAGUCUACAGAAAACAUAUUGAGAGCUGUUUAUGGUUAAAUCCUUCCUUUAAAAAAAGAAGCAAUAAUAUAAAAUGUAUAAAAGGGGGAAGGAAGGGAGAAAAUAUAUCUUGUAUUUAUAUAUUUCUCAAAAUGUGUCUAUUAUUUCCCAGCCAGAUGCUCUCCAUAACAAAAACUUGGAAAGGGGCGUAUGUUUGGGUUUAAAUCCUGGCUUUCAGCCAUUGCUAGUUGGAAAAAUUGGAGGUUUCAAGCCAGAAAUGCAGACCCUGAACUUGGGAAGAUUGAGAAAGGCUAAUAUAGACAAAUAGAAGCAAGGAUGGAGAUGAAAUCAAUCCUUCAUUUUAAAAAUAUAAUUGUUUGAAUGAAAUAAUUUUGAUAUAAUAAUAAUAAUAAUAAUAAUACAAUUUUAUUUCUAACCUGCAUCUCUCUCUCCCCAAAAGGGAUAUAGUCUAGUAGAAGCAAGGAUGGAGGUGAAAUUCAUCCUAUACUUGUUUGAAUGAAAUAUUUUAUGUCUCUCUGGAUGCAUCUCCAUUAUAGAAUUAAUGUGAUUGCAUAGGGCCAGUGCAAUGGAAUCACAGGAGUUGUAGUUUUACCAGGUCUCCUUUUAGCCUCCUCUGCCAAAGAGUGAGUGCUGGUGCCUCACCAAACUAUAACUCCCAGGAUGCCAUAGCAUUGAGCCAAGGCAUUUAAAAAUGGUAUUAAACUACAUUCAUUCUAGAGUGAAGAUGCACUCCUAGCAUGGACCUUGAGAACUAUUCAUCAAGCAGGACGGAUACUCUCUGAUACACACACAGUCACUUACCUCCUAAAUCUUGAUAGCCCAAAGGAUGCGCGCUGGAUCUCUUUGUGUUCAAGGUUGUACUAUCUGUGUGUCCACUGCAACUUAUAUCUCAGCAUUAGCGCAUCCUGUUAAUCUUGCCUGUAUAUCCCACCAUUAUGAUCUUCAUGCGAAACCAAUUAAUCAAUGGAGAUGAAGUCAAUCUCCAUCCGUCCAGUCUUCUUUAUUAUUGGUUUUCUUUCAGUUUGAAUAUGCUGUAGAAUUAAUGUAUUCUGAUACCACUGCAAUCUCCCUGGCUAAAAGCCAUGGGAUCUUGGGAGUUGUAGUUUGGUGAGGCACCAGCACUCUUUGGCAGAUAAGGUUGAAGACCUUGUAAUACUACGAUUAACAGGAUUCCAUAUCAUUGACCCAUGGCAAUUAUUGGGGUUUCAAAGUGCAAUAAUUCUGCAGUUUGGAUGCACCUGUGUUCAUGCAUAAGAUAAAGCAUUUCCCAUUCUUGUUUGAUUGAAUUUUCUUUUAACUUGAUUUGUGGGAUGCUGCUCUGAAUGCUUCCAAUUAUUUUGUAUAAUGGCCAGAGAUUAUUUUGGACUGCAACCUCUUCGACUUAAAUAAAUUGACGUUGUCUGCA
Messenger RNA from Anolis carolinensis (green anole), 5375 nucleotides. Its product is annotated as zinc finger protein 585A. Gene Ontology annotation, biological process: regulation of transcription by RNA polymerase II. Bases 371 to 3853 code for a protein of 1160 amino acids. Gene Ontology annotation, molecular function: DNA-binding transcription activator activity, RNA polymerase II-specific; RNA polymerase II cis-regulatory region sequence-specific DNA binding. The transcript is spliced from 12 exons. NCBI's taxonomy places the organism in Eukaryota, Metazoa, Chordata, Lepidosauria, Squamata, Anolidae. The record is from RefSeq and is a predicted model, not a curated record. Gene Ontology annotation, cellular component: nucleus.